Pocillopora verrucosa is the source of this 848-nucleotide messenger RNA. RefSeq lists its product as uncharacterized. NCBI's taxonomy places the organism in Eukaryota, Metazoa, Cnidaria, Anthozoa, Scleractinia, Pocilloporidae. The record is from RefSeq and is a predicted model, not a curated record. Gene Ontology annotation, molecular function: metal ion binding.
AGAGCCAACUCUUUCAAUUCAUAUUUUUCUUAAGCCCACCCCAGACAGUACUCAUUCGUCAAGGCACAAUCCAACAUGGCGGACGAAUUAGUCUACUAAUAGUAUGUCACUUCUUGGACUUGUUCCGGAUUAUGGCAGCGAUUCUAGCAGUUCCUCUGGAUCUGAUGAGGAAGAGAGUAAAGAGUGCGAAUCUAGUACAAGUAUCAAUGACAACAAUUCCGGCAAUAAGGGACGAGAAGCUCAAAUACCACUUCCAUUACCAUCGUUGGAUGUAAGUACAGAUAGUUGUUCAUCUCGAUCUGCCUCUAAGGAACUCAACCAGCGAGCUUACAAGACAUCUUCGGUAUUCUUUAACCCAUUUCUUGCUGAAGAGAAAAAGAAACUAUCAGUUUUGGAGAAACAUGUACAACUUUCGGAAGGAAAAUCUGAAAAAGACGAACAAAAAUCGAAAAAGAUUUGUUUCAAGUUUCAGAAAGGACGAUGCAGAAUGGGAGACCGCUGUAAGUUUUUGCAUGGCAUCGAUUCAGGAUCUGUUAAUCCUGGAACUGAAAAACCCAGAGAGCCUAGUUUAGCUGCAACUAUUUCAACUGCAGGGACAAGAUACGAACCAGACGAAGGAGAAGAAAGAUGGGAACCUUCGAAGAAGAAACGAAAAUCAGGAGUAACCGACUCACUUGUUCCACCGAAGCGAGCUUUGGCAGCCUUCGAUAAACAGCGGCGUGAUGACAAACCAUGGACACAAUCAUUGUAGUUUUGUAUAUAUUUUAAAGGUUAUGCGGUGUAAGAAUCGUUUAAGCUGUUACUGAAUUAACUUUGACAAUAAAUUAGUAAUAACAAACAAAAAUUAA